UGAAGCUGCCCUCUCUUGUUUUCGCCGCUGCCGAUCUCUUCAAACUCGCACAGACGGAGGCGAAUCGCAAUGCCAUGGCCGAGGAGGAUUCCUCCACCGACCACCACUUCCUCCACGUCGAGUCUCUCCCACUCGUCGACCUCCGCUUCCUCUCCCAAUCUGAACUCUACUCCCUCUCCCUUUGCUCCUCUUCCCGCAUUCUUCGCCGUCUUGACGACGACGCGAUAAUCCCCAAAAUUGACCGCUCCGUUUUCAACGAAUCCGCCGGCAGCCGAAAGCAGACCUUCUCUCGCCUCCGCCUCGCUCCUCGUAACAACCAAAUCUCUUCUGUUUCCGCCGUCCCCAUUCAAAUUGCCCGCCAAAAUUCCGAGCCCAUCGAUGAAGACAGCACCCAAAUCAUUGGCCUACUUCAACAACUCUUCGGCGUCGAGUCUUAUGGUGACGUCAAGCAUGGUGAUAAUAACCUUGUUCCGGUCCAGGUUCAGUUUCAGGACCCUUUACCAGAAUCCGCGACCGUUGCCUUUCAGAGUAUUCCAAUUGACAUCGUUGAUGUCAGUCAGACCAAGCGGAAGCGUGGGCGGCCGCGGAAGAAUGAAAACGCGGGAAUACCCUUGGAAGAUAAAUUAAGAAAGGAGGGCGGUGAGGUGAUGACGGUGGCCAAUAGCAACGGUGUUCUUGUGGACGGGGUUGCUUCGGUUAAUGUGGAGGAUCCGUUUGGAGUGGAGUUAAAAAGGAGGACCCAAGGCCUAGAGACCGAGUCCUCGACCGUCGCCUUGCAAAACAUUCCAACUGACGUCGUUGCUGGUGGUCAGAGAAAGCGGAAACGUGGGCGGCCGCGGAAGAAGGAGAAUGCACGAAUCCAUAUGGAAGAGAAACCAAAAGAGGAUUCUGGGGAGGCGAUAAUAAUAGUUAACAACAAUGAUGUUCUUGUUAACGCAGCUGCUUUGGUGAACGAUCCAUUUGAGGAGGAGUUGCAGAGGAGGACUCAAGGGUUGCAGACUGAGUCCCAGUUGUUGGAAUUCAUGGGAAGUUUAGAUGGAGAAUGGGCAAGCCAAAGGAAGAGAAGGAGGAUCGUGCCGGCUGGCUAUUUUGGCGACUUUUUGCCCAGAGGAUGGAAGAUCAUGCUUUCUCUCAAGAGAAGAGCAGGUCACGUGUGGAUAAUCUGUCGCCGUUACAUAAGCCCUGAUGGGCGACAGUUUGUGUCAUGCAAGGAAGUUUCUUCGUACUUGCUUUCUUGUUUUGGACUUCAAGAGAUAAGCAAUUUAGAUUCUAGUCAUACCGAUGGAAGCCUGCAGUUUCUGGGUAAAAUGGCGCCUGAAAAUGGUGUUGGUUUGCUCCCUACGAGUGACAUGAAGGCCUUGAAUAUUUCAAGUAAUUUGCUUAUCCCUAGCGCAUCUGCACCCGUUGAUCAUGCAAAUCAGGCCACCCUAUCAUCAUCAAUUGGAAGUGGUGAGAAAAAAAAUUCUGAUGAGAAUGUCAAUCAAGAUCUGGUUUCAGGUACUAAACCAGGAGGAGAUAGUGCAGCUUGUGGCAGAAUGUUUACUGGCUUCAACCAUCACGGAAGUUUGUUUAUUGAUGAGCGACCUUUGAAGGCUAAUCAGAAUGAUAAAAAUGCAGUUCAGGGAUGUUCUCCUGUGGAUGGUAAAGUCGGUAAUGAAGCUAAUGAGAAAUUGGAUGAGGUUCAUGAUGUUGCUUCCAGACCUGAUGCUCAUUUGGACGCCAGAAAUUUCUCCAAUAAUGAGAGUAAUGGUAAUUGUGAAUUCAUUGAUGAAAUAAAUGCUGUCAAAUGCAUGAAAAGUGGAAGUGGUAAUUUUGUUAAUCAAGAUGGAAAUACCAGAUGCCCUGAAACUAUUUCUUGUGGAAAUGCGCAACCAUUUGUUUUCAAAAGCAGUGGAUAUGAGCUUCCUGUAAGAUUGGUGGAGGAUUUUGGGGAGCAGAUAGAUUUUGGAAGUGGCAAGCUUCCUCCAAAUUUUGAAGAGAAAAGACGUGCUGCUGAUGGAUUGGAAGAUGUGAAUAUUAAACAUGGAAAUCUAUUUGAGAAUGACAGGUGGCUCACCAACUCAGGCAACUGUCACUUGGAAACUGAAGAUGUUUUGAACAGUUUUAAACUUGCUGGUAGUUCAGAAGGCUUUUCGGCUGCCCAUUCCCGUAUUGAGCUAAAAGAUGUUUCUGUUAAUAGCGUGAAAAGGAUAGGUGGACUAGAUAUUGAUCCUAAUGUCAAGGUGAUUAAGGAUUUUAAUGAUGAUCAUACUCCUCAUAAUGAGGGUGUUGUGACAAGCUUUGCACUGGAAACGAGUUCCUCGAAGGAGCAAGGUUUUGGUUGCAAAAUUGACAGUUUAUUUGCCAGAAGCAUUGAACAAAAUUUAGUUAUGCCAGCUGGUGAUGAACCCCCUUCUGCUUUUGAUAAUAAUUCAAAUAUUGCCUUCUCUGGCACCUUAGAUACACUUAAAACUGUUGAAGCGGCCUGCAAGAACCCUCCAUUAGACCUUGUGUGCUGCAAUAAUGAUGCCGCAGCAGAUGCAUAUAGUACCACAAGCAUGAUAAUGGGAAGGUCUGGUGGCCGUGUAUCUAGUCCUUUGAGUAGCAGUAUUCAAAAUAAAUUUGAGGGGCAAGGUCAUGAUGGAGUGGAUAAUGCUGAUAAAUUUUGCUUAACAAAGGUGGCUAAGGGUGACCAAGUUGAAGUAUGUGAGAACGAUGAGGCAUUACUAGCAUUUGGCCGCAACCAGAUUGAGUCAGGUGUUGAUAUGACAAGCAGUGGGUGGAAGAAUGUUUAAACAAGCGAUGGAUAGUAGUUUUGCAGAAUGAACUGGUUUCCACAAUCCUCUGCUUGUAUAUUCUCAAGUCACUAACAAGGAUAGUAUCCUGGAAAAGGUAAUCUUUCUAUCUUAAUUUACAGUAAGAUUGCCUGGAUAACUGCUGGAAAUUGUUUGAUGCACAAGAGCUGGUGGUUUUCCAGGAAUUCUUUUUUUUUUUUUUUUCACGCAUCUGUUGGGAUUGAUUAUAAAAUCUACGAAGAUUGAUUUUUUCUUCUUCCACGAUUUAGUGAUUUUUAUCUCAAAAUUUGCUGCCACAAAACCUGAUAAUAAAAUGGUUACUAUAUCAUGAUCAUCAUUAUUAU
Neltuma alba is the source of this 3118-nucleotide messenger RNA. RefSeq lists its product as uncharacterized. Lineage: Eukaryota; Viridiplantae; Streptophyta; Magnoliopsida; Fabales; Fabaceae. Bases 75 to 2774 code for a protein of 899 amino acids. The transcript has 3 exons. The record is from RefSeq and is a predicted model, not a curated record. Gene Ontology annotation, molecular function: DNA binding.